Lactuca virosa is the source of this 1661-nucleotide messenger RNA. The record is from the annotation of a GenBank genome assembly. Lineage: Eukaryota; Viridiplantae; Streptophyta; Magnoliopsida; Asterales; Asteraceae.
CCCGCAUCUUUUUCUUCUUUCCCUCUUGCCCUAAUUAUUGACGGUCCUUUCUUUCCCUCUGUCUCUCUCGGUCGCUAGCUAGGUUUUUAUUGAAAGCUUGAAUCGAUCGACUGAGGUAACCAAAGUUCAAGCGAACCAGGAAAGGGUUUUCAGUGAAAUCUACUGUUACUCUUUGAAAUCGGAUCCAAUCCUACCUUCGCCCCAUCCUUCUUGUCUCUAUCGGUUGCUACCUAGGGUUUUUCGUGAAAGCUUGAAUCGAUCGACUAGGGUAACUAAAGGGUAAGCGAACCGGGAAAGGGAAGCAAUAAAUUUGACUUAUCUUUUAUUCUUUUCUUGCAGACAAAACUCAAAAGUGCAGUUCAAUUGCGGGACUUGUUAGAUGCUACACGGAUAUUAGUACCUCGUACUAGACCUGGUCCUGGAAGAGACAGCGAGGCAGAAGACAUUGAACAUACAGAAAAGCUUCGUCAAGUCAAAGCAGUCCGUGAAGAGGAUGGACAUUUCUCAGGAAUUUAUCGAAAGGUUCAACUUAAGCCACUUAAGUGGGUUAAAGUUGCAAAAGGUGAUACUGAAGAAGAACGCCCCAUUGAAGCACUCAUGGUUUUAAAAUAUGGAGGUGUUCUUACACAUGCUGGUCGAAAACAGGCUGAAGAACUUGGGAGAUAUUUUCGCAACAAUAUGUAUCCAGGUGAAGGGACUGGACUCCUUCGCCUUCACAGCACAUAUUGCCAUGACCUUAAAAUUUACAGCUCUGAUGAGGGCCAUGUGCAGAUGUCAGCUGCUGCAUUUGCCAAGGGGCUCCUAGAUUUGGAAGGACAAUUAACACCAAUACUGGUUUCACUUGUUAGCAAGGAUUCAUCAAUGUUAGAUGGAAUUGAUAAUGCAAGUAUUGAAAUGGAAGAAGCUAAGGCAAGAUUGAACGAAUUGAUAAUAACUGGAGUGAAAGCAGCACAGGCAAACGGAUUAUCUAUUAAAAACCCUAGAUGGUUGAUGGGGCUGGACUUCCACUCAAUGCUGCAGACCUUCUACCUACACUGGUAAAGCUGACUAAAAAAGUUACUGAACAAGUGAGACUGCUAGCAAAAGAUGAAGAUGAAAAGCUUGCUGAAACAACCUCAUAUGAUGUGAUUCCACCAUAUGAUCAAGCAAGAGCACUUGGUAAAACAAAUAUAGAUGUUGACCGAAUUGCUGCUGGAUUACCUUGUGGAAGUGAAGGCUUUCUUUUAAUGUAUGCGAGAUGGAGAAAAGUUGAAAGGGACUUGUACAAUGAACGCAAAGAGUACGACAUAACACAAAUUCCAGAUGUUUACGACUCAUGCAAGUAUGAUCUGCUGCACACACUACAAGAAAGGAAGUGCGUGUUGGGACCGGUGCUAGCCCCUCCUUCCCCCAAGACCGCCACAAGACCGCCACAGCCCCCAAAAUCGGCGACCUUGAGCUACAUUCCGAAAUUGCCCUCAUUCAAGCUUGUUUCAAUAACAGGUAUUUUUGCUGAGUUCAAAUCCAUCGCCGGACACAGAUCUCAUCUCUUCGUCUCUCUCAACCUGCUGCCGCUGCCGCCGUUGCUUAGCCACGUGGUCGCUGCUCACAACAUUCCGAUUUCAUUGGUAUUCUUCUAUCACGGUAUGAUGGUAUUCAAGGGCUGGUGUACAUCACAAUGA